This is a messenger RNA of Macrosteles quadrilineatus (aster leafhopper), 817 nucleotides long. Its product is annotated as 28S ribosomal protein S24, mitochondrial-like. Lineage: Eukaryota; Metazoa; Arthropoda; Insecta; Hemiptera; Cicadellidae. Bases 228 to 749 code for a protein of 173 amino acids. Gene Ontology annotation, cellular component: mitochondrion. The record is from RefSeq and is a predicted model, not a curated record. Gene Ontology annotation, biological process: translation. The transcript has 3 exons.
UGGGAUUCACUUUCAGUACUUUCACUUUCACACUUCACUCUAACCUUCAAGCUUCACAAAUUAAAUAAAUAAAAUACAUAAAGACUAACCAACAUAAGUUUUAUCUAUGUCUAUAUAUAAAGGCUAAGGCAGAGUUUUAACCAACCAAUAAACACAGAAACUAAACGAGUGUUUUAAAGUGUAACGACAUAUCACCUUAUAACUUAGCCUAUUUUAUUGUAAAUACUAUGGCACUAAAUCUUUUCAAGUUAAGAAGCAGCUUGUUACAUCUGGGAAAUUCCAUGCCGUUAUUGAAUGCAGAAUGUGCCAAAAAUGCUCUUCACACAUCAGCAGUUUGUCAGAAGAUACAAGCAGGCCGAUACAAGAAAAGUCCCAAGGGCGACAAACCACUCACGUAUGAAAUGGCUAUGCGGCCUGAAUCAAUAGCUCACACAAAGUCAUGGAAUUCAUGGAAUACCUCUAACCUUGUUGGAGGUUUAAGACCUGCUGAGACAGCUGUUGAAGAUGUUUUCAUUCGCCGAUUCGUGACUGGGACUUGGCACAACUUGUUCCUCUCGGAAAUAAUCAUAAAACGACAACACAACAUGAUACGAGUAGCUGGAAUUAUUAGUAGAUCUUUACCUCCUAGAAAAAUGUAUUUUCUUAUCGGUUACACAGAAGAGCUUUUGAGCUAUUGGCUGCAGUGUCCUAUAAAACUAGAACUGCAGACUGUGAGUGAUAGAAAGGAUGUUGUUUACAAGUAUGUUUAGAAUAGAUAUAUGCAUACUGUUUUUGUGUAUAAUAAAUUGUGUAGAUAAACUUUAAUGAGUAUUUCUUA